AUGUUCAGUGUCAAAAAGUUCUCGCAACAUAUGGAUCACGUUUUCCAGGAUCAUGCGCUUCAGGUUGCCGCCAGACUGAGCAAAUGUGCCGAGGCUCAGGCGACUCUGGAUAUUCAACAGCUGAUGCUGUGCUACACCCUGGACUCUAUCACAGCCAUUGCGUUCGGCGAAAGGUUUGCUUUGCAUAUGUUUGUUUGUAUCGCUCCUAUGGUUGUCUGUGACCUACUGCCAGCCAAGGGUUUCCCUAAACCCUAA
Molecule: messenger RNA, 255 nt
Organism: Sphaeroforma arctica JP610
Lineage: Eukaryota; Ichthyosporea; Ichthyophonida
Exons: 2
Coding region: 1-255 (84 amino acids)
Molecular function (GO): heme binding; oxidoreductase activity, acting on paired donors, with incorporation or reduction of molecular oxygen; iron ion binding
Source: RefSeq, a predicted model, not a curated record